Molecule: messenger RNA, 2076 nt
Organism: Marmota monax (woodchuck)
Lineage: Eukaryota; Metazoa; Chordata; Mammalia; Rodentia; Sciuridae
Gene: Rpn1
Product: ribophorin I
Exons: 10
Coding region: 49-1869 (606 amino acids)
Cellular component (GO): oligosaccharyltransferase complex; membrane
Source: RefSeq, a predicted model, not a curated record
GAGGCGGGGCGCGGUGGCGGCGGCCUGGCGCUCAGCUCCGUCCGGGUCAUGGAGGCGCCCGCCACCUGCCUGCUUCUGCUCCUGUGGCUCGGGGCCUGGGCCCCAGCUCCGGGCGGCGCCUCCCCGGAGGCCCAGCCGCUGGUGAACGAGGAAGUGCUGCGCACGGUGGACCUGAGCAGCCACCUGGCCAAGGUGACGGCCGAGCUGGUCCUGGCGCACGCGGGCGGCUCCUCGUCGCGGGUCACCUCGUUGGUCCUGGCCCUGGAGCCGGAACUGGAGGCCCGGCUGGCGCACCUGGGCGUGCAGGUAAAGGGAGAAGAGGAGGAAGAGAACAAUCUAGAAGUCCGGGAAACCAAAAUUAAGGGCAAAAGCGGGAGAUUCUUCCUGGUCAAGCUCCCCGUCGCCCUUGACCCCGGGGCCAAGAUCUCCCUCGUCGUGGAGACCGUGUACACCCACGUGCUUCAGCCCUACCCGACGCAGAUCACCCAGUCGGAGAAACAGCUGGUGGUGUUCGAGGGCAACCAUUAUUUCUACUCCCCCUACCCCACCAAGACCCAGACCAUGCGCGUCAAGCUGGCCUCGCGCAACGUGGAGAGCUACACCAAGCUAGGCAGCCCCACGCGCUCGGAGGACGUGCUGGACUACGGGCCUUUCCAGAACGUUCCUGCCUACAGUCAGGAUCCUUUCAAAGUCCACUACGAGAACAACAACCCGUUCCUGACCAUCACCAGCAUGACCCGGGUCAUCGAGGUCUCCCACUGGGGGAACAUCGCCGUGGAGGAGAACGUGGACCUCAAGCACACGGGCGCCGUGCUCAAGGGGCCCUUCUCCCGCUACGACUACCAGAGGCAGCCCGACAGCGGCAUAUCCUCCAUCCGCUCCUUUAAGACCAUCCUCCCCGCUGCCGCCCAGGACGUGUACUACCGGGAUGAGAUCGGCAACGUGUCCACCAGCCACCUCCUCAUCCUGGACGACUCUGUGGAGAUGGAGAUCCGGCCUCGCUUCCCCCUCUUUGGAGGAUGGAAGACCCACUACAUCGUGGGCUACAACCUCCCGAGCUACGAGUACCUCUACAACUUGGGUGACCAGUACGCUCUCAAGAUGAGGUUCGUGGACCACGUGUUCGAUGAGCAGGUGAUCGACUCCCUGACGGUGAAGAUCAUCCUUCCCGAGGGCGCCAAGAACAUCCAGGUGGACAGUCCCUACGAGAUCAGCCGGGCCCCGGAUGAGCUGCACUACACCUACCUGGACACCUUCGGCCGCCCCGUGAUCGUCGCCCACAAGAAGAACCUGGUGGAACAGCACAUCCAGGACCUCGUGGUGCACUACACCUUCAACAAGGUGCUGAUGCUGCAGGAGCCCCUGCUGGUGGUGGCCGCCUUCUACGUCCUCUUCUUCACCGUCAUCAUCUACGUGCGCCUCGACUUCUCCAUCACCAAGGACCCGGCUGCGGAGGCCAGGAUGAAGGUGGCCUGCAUCACGGAGCAGGUCCUGAGCCUGGUGAACAAGAGGCUGGGCCUCUACCGCCACUUCGACGAGACCAUCAACAGGUACAAGCAGUCGCGCGACGUGUCCACGCUCAACAGCGGCAAGAAGGGCCUAGAGACGGAGCACAAAGCCCUGAGCAGCGAGAUCGCCCUGCUGCAGUCCCGCCUGAAGACCGAGGGCUCCGACCUCUGCGACCGAGUGAGCGAGAUGCAGAAGCUGGACGCGCAGGUCAAGGAGCUGGUCCUCAAGUCGGCCGUGGAGGCCGAGCGGCUGGUGGCCGGCAAGCUCAAGAAGGACACCUACAUCGAGAACGAGAAGCUCAUCUCAGGGAAGCGUCAGGAGCUGGUCACCAAGAUCGACCACAUCCUGGACGCCCUGUAGCCCUGCUGCCCCGAGCCCGGGCGGGUGGAGGCUGGGGAGGGAGGCUGAGGACCGGCCUCGAAGAGGCCGCCAGCUGUAAUUGCUAAAGGUCUUCAGGGAAGAGAAGCGGGCUCUGCCUCAGGCACUGCAAGAGGCUGUCCCCUGUCCCUAAAUUGCUCCUUUUUCUUUUUUUUUUAAACUUUCAAAAGAAUCUUAUUAAACCCGGAA